Lotus japonicus is the source of this 1752-nucleotide messenger RNA. Its product is annotated as (+)-neomenthol dehydrogenase-like. Gene Ontology annotation, molecular function: oxidoreductase activity, acting on the CH-OH group of donors, NAD or NADP as acceptor. Bases 566 to 1462 code for a protein of 298 amino acids. The transcript is spliced from 5 exons. NCBI's taxonomy places the organism in Eukaryota, Viridiplantae, Streptophyta, Magnoliopsida, Fabales, Fabaceae. Gene Ontology annotation, cellular component: membrane. The record is from RefSeq and is a predicted model, not a curated record.
UCAGCAAUACAACUAAAUUAAAGCCACACAUUGUGGCCAAAAUUUAGUCCAACAUUACGACUAUUAAAAGCCAACUUGUUAAAUUACAACAAGUAAUUGUGUGAUGGUGGCGGGGCUUGCUUAAUAGAUAAGAAGCAAAGCUGGAAACGAAGAGAUAAGAAGCAAAGCAAUGGCGGUGAAGAGAAGAAACAGUGCAGAGGCGGUGAAAAUUUCCUAUAAAUAGAGAUGUUUCAAUUUGUUUCAAAUUCAUCCCAUAGCUGAAUUGUUAGAGAGAAUAUACACCACAACAAGCAAUUCAACGUGAAUUGCUAUUAGAGAGAAAAAUACCAUUGAGGAAAAUAUUAGUGUUUCCUUGGUGAGGUUCUCCUAUUGAGUGUUUUCUUGUUCUAGAGUUGUUGUAAUUUCUUCCACAUAGUGAAAAUCCCUUAUCUAUUGAGGGUUUUCCACGUAAAUAUUGUGUGUCAAUUUUCUAUUCUUUCAUCUCUUAUUUUAGUUGUGUGACAUUAUCUUACUACUCUGGUACCCAACAAUCGAAGCAGUUCAAACUUCAAAGUUGAAACUGAAGAUGGAAGAGGCUACACAAAGGUAUGCAGUUGUGACUGGAGCAAACAAAGGAAUUGGAUUAGAGAUAGUUAAGCAGUUAGCUUCAGUUGGGAUCAAGGUGGUGCUUACAGCAAGAGACCAGAGGAAGGGUCUUCAAGCUUUGAAAACACUCAAGGACUCUGGUUUGUCUGACCUUGUAGUUUUUCAUCAACUAGAUGUGGCUGAUGCUGCAAGUGUAGCUUCUCUGGCAGAUUUUGUUGAAUCUAAAUUUGGGAAACUUGAUAUUCUGGUGAACAAUGCAGGGAUUAGUGGAAUUGUAAUUAAAGAUGAUGAUCUAUACAAGUUAGCUAUCUAUGACCUUGGGGCGUUAUCAGAAGAUGACCGGAAUAAAGGGAUUCCUCAAACGUAUGAGUUAGCUGAAGAAUGCUUGCAAACAAAUUAUUAUGGUGCUAAAAUAACUACGGAGUCCCUUCUACCCCUCCUACACUUAUCUGAUUCGCCAAGAAUUGUGAAUGUAUCAUCUUUCCUGGGGAAGUUAGAGUGUGUACCAAAUGGAUGGGCCAAAGGAGUAUUGAGUGAUGCUGAUAAUCUAACCGAAGAGACAGUGGAUGGAGUAUUGAAAAAGUUUCUCCAAGAUUUCCAAGAUGGUUCAUUAGAAGGCAAAGGGUGGCCUAAGAUUUUCAGUGCCUAUAUUAUGUCUAAAGCUGCUAUGAAUGCCUAUACAAGAAUUCUUGCCAGGAAAUACCCCACUUUCUGCAUCAACAGUGUUUGUCCUGGCUGGGUCAAGACAGAUAUAACUGCCAAUAAUGGCUUGUUAACUGUUGAAGAAGGUGCUGCUACUCCUGUGAGGCUAGCGCUGCUUCCCAAUGGAAGUCCAUCUGGCCUCUUCUAUCACCGGGGUGAAGUGUCAUCCUUUUGAUUAGUAGUAUAAUUUUAUGGAAUGAAGCGACACCGCAUAGAAAAGCUUUUUUUUAGUUGCACCAAGGUAUCUUCUAGCCGAUAGUUAUGAGAAUAAUCAUCUUAAGGCUUCGUUUGGAUUGAUGGAACAUAAUGGAGCGGAGCGGAAUGGAAUAUAAUGGAACGGAAUGGAGCGGAGCGGAAUGGAAUAAAAAUUUCAUUCCAUUGUUUUGAUAUUUUAUGACGGAGCGGAACAAAGUUACCACUGCGUUGUUUGGAUAAUGGACGGAGCGGAACGAGUUAUAAUUUUUA